AUCGGGAUCUUGAUCGGGAUAUCGAUGGAUAAUUGUUGCUGCAUUUCAUAAAUCUGAUUCAGGCUAUAAAGAUCGAGCACUAGUUCUCUCCCGGGACUGGCAGCAUUAACCUGGCUCUGAGCCGGCCAAAGUGCUGAGGCCGCCAUGGGGAACCAGCUGGCGGGCAUUGCGCCCUCGCAGAUCUUCCCCGUCGAGUACUAUCUGAACGACGUGCCAUUCGUCGAAUUCAGCGCCAGUCUGGGCAGCACGCGCUUCAUGAAGGUGGCGCGCGCGCACUCGGCCGAGGGCUCGCUGGUGGUCAAGGUGUUUGUGCUGCACGACCCGACGCUGCCGCUCGAGCAGCACAAGAAGAAGGUGGACGAGCUGAAGCACGUGCUGCGCGGCGUGCCCAACUGCCUGCCGUUCCGCUACACCAGCGUGACGGAGCGCUCGGCGCUGCUGGUCAGACAGUACAUCAGGUACAGCCUCUAUGACCGUAUGUCGACCCGUCCGUUCCUGACUGAGCACGAGAAGCGCUGGCUGAGCUUCCAGCUUCUGACGGCGCUGGCCGCCUGCCACCGGCUCGGCGUCUGCCACGGCGACCUGAAGCUGGAGAACCUGCUGGUCACCUCCUACCUAUGGCUGCUGGUAGCCGACUGGGCCUCCUUCAAGCCCGCCCUGCUGCCCGAGGACAACCCGGCCGACUUUGGCUACUUCUUUGACACGUCCCGGCGGCGGCUGUGUUACGUGGCGCCGGAGCGGUUCGCCAGCGGCGGCCAGCUGCCCCUGGCCGACCCGACGCCGGGCCGUCUGACGCCGCCGAUGGACGUGUUCGCGGCCGGCUGCUGCCUGGCCGAGCUGUGGACCGAGGGCGGCGUACCGUUCGACCUGCCGCACCUGCUGUUGUACCGCGCCGGCGAGUACGACCCGCGGGAGGUCACCAGUAGGAUCGAGGACGCCGCCGUCCGCCGGAUGGUCGAGGCCAUGGUGCAGCGGGAACCCUCAGCGCGUCCGGCCGCCGCUGAGCUGCUGGCCGCGCACACACCGGCCGUGUUCCCGCCGACGUUCGCCGGCGUGCUGCACCCCUACUGCGCCGAGCUGGCCGCCGGCGCGCUGACCUCUGCCGACGAGAAGAUGGAGCGGCUGGCGGCCGAUGCCGACCGGCUGGUGUCGCAGCUCGCCGCCGCUAACCCCGUCUCCCUGCAGGAAGACAUCACACUGCUGAUCGGAGUGGCGGCCUCCUGCGUCCGCCAGCUCUCCCAGCUGGCUACUAAGGUGCGCGCGCUGCGCCUCCUGCUCCGGCUGGCCGGUCACGUAGCUAGUGAUGUCAUCCUGGACCGUGUGCUGCCCUACGUACUGGCGCUGAGCCGCGACGCGUACCCGCGUGUGCGCUGCGCCGCGCUGGAGACCACCGUUGGCCUGUUGUCGCUGGUCACCUCCCUCCCCGAGAGUGACGUGCACAUAUUCCCCGAGUACGUGCUGCCGAACCUGGCGGCGCUGGCGCAGGACCGGGCCGUGUCGGUGCGCGUCUGCUACGCCGCCCAGCUGGCACCGCUGGCAGAGUCGGCGCUGCGGCUGCUCGAGGCGGCGCACGUGCGCGCCACCCGGCCGCAUCUGGCCGCCGAGCUGAACACGCUGCACGACCUGGUGCACCAGAAGGUGCAGCUGCUGCUCACAGACUCGGAUAACGCCGUCAAGAGGACGCUGCUGGUGCGCGGCUUCUCGCGACUCUGCGCCUUCUUCGGCCGGCACAAGGCCAACGACCUGUUGCUCUCGCACAUGAUUACAUUCCUAAACGAUAAGGUGGACCGCAGCCUGCGCGCGGCCUUCUUUGACGCCGUGGAGGGCGUGGUGUCGUUUAUCGGCCGCCACUGCGUGCCGCUGCUCACCCCGCUGCUGCUGCAGGGGCUGAACGAUACAGAGGAGUUUGUGGCUGUGAAGGCCGUGGACGCCAUGCACGGCCUGGCCACGCUGGGCCUGCUCUCCAAGCCGGCGCUGUACGAGCUGCUGGACGAGGUGGUGCCCAUGGUGGUCCACCCGAGUCUGUGGGCGCGCCAGGCGGCCGUCGGCUUCAUCUGCGCCUGCGCCGGCCAGCUGCGAGUGAUUGACGUCCAGUGUCGGCUGCUGCCGCGCCUGGAGCCGUUCCUCUCACACCCGGUGGCGGCGCUGGACAGCCCGGCCGCGCUGCUGGCCGCGCUCGGUCCGCCCGUGCCGCGAGACGUGUACGACCACCUGGCGCGCGCCUCCCACCUGGAGCUACUGCUGGCCACGCUGUCCGAGCGGCAGCGACUGCGGCGCGCCGGCGACCCCGCCUGGCAGCUGCACCUGCCCGACAGCGGCGCCGGCACCACCGCCCGCAACCUCUUCCGGCGACUGGUGGCAGACGGGAUGACGGCUGCCGUCGAGGACCACCUGCUCAUACUGGCCAGCCACCUCUCCAAGGUGCACAAACACAAGCGGCUGGCGGCCGAGGUGCGCCGGCCGGUGGGCGACACGGGUGUGUCGGUGGUGCCGGUGGACGUCUGUCGCGGCCGGGUUCUGCACCUGCGCUCAGACUCGGACGCCGAGGCGGCGGCGGCGGCGGCUGCGCGCCUCCCGGAUCCGCCGCCCGUCGAGUCAGACGUGGAGCGCGGCGAGCCUGCGGAGCCGGCGGUCACCGCCGGCUGCGACCCGGGCUUGCGCGCGCUCGAGUCGCCCUGUCAGGCGGCGCUGCAGCGGCUGCUGGAGCGGCAGCGCGCCGAGCGGCUGGCCGUCCGGCUGGGGCGCGAGCCGCGCGGCCGCGCCGGCGCGCCGCCGUCCACCUGGCGGCCCAAGGGUGAGCUGGUGGCGCACCUGCACGAGCACCAGGGCGCCGUGGUGCGGCUGGCCACCGUGGCCGACUCGCCGCUGGUGGCCAGCGCCGCCGCCGACGGACAGGUGCGCGUCUGGGACGUGGCGCGCAUGGAGGGCAAGAACAUCGCCAACCGGUCCCGGCAAACGUACGGCUGGCCGGGCAGCGGGCCGCUGACGGCGCUCACCUACUGCCAGGCCGAGCAGGCGCUGGCCACCGCCGGCGACGGGGACGCCGUGUGGACGUUCAGCGUGGAGACGAGCACGCCGCGCUCGCACCCGCUGCACUACCGGCAGCUGAGCGCCGCCGAGGGCAGCGUGGUCGAGCUCACCCACUUCGGCUCUGCCGGCGGGUCGGUGCUCGUCUACGCCACCAUGUUCGGCCAACUGGUGGGCUGGGACCUGCGCGCGCCCGGCACCGCCUGGCGGCUCGACAACAAGGCGCGCCGCGGCCUGGUCACGGCGCUCUGCGCCGACCCGGCCCACUGCUGGCUGGUGGUGGGUACCUCCAGCGGCGUACACGUGUGCUGGGACCUGCGCUUCCAGCUGGCCGUGUCCACGCUGGCGCACCCGGCCGGCUCGCGCGUCCGUCGGCUCUGCGGCCACCCGAGCCAGCCGAGCUGGUUCGUCAGCGCCGUCUCCGGCAACUCGGAGGUCAACAUGUGGAAUAUCGAGACCGGCGAGCGGCAGAUGACGCUGUGGCCCAGCCAGCACCCGGCGCUCAGCACCACGCUCCGGGAUCACCACUCGGUGACCGCCCUGUGUCCCCUGGGACCGGCGCUGCUCACCGGCGGGACGGACCAGUGCACACGGCUGUGGGAGCUCGGUGAGCCGCGCGCCUCGCAGCUGGUCACCUGGCCGGCGCAGCAGCCGGUGCCCGUGGCCGGUACGUACCGCGCUCAGGUGGUGGACGGUAUAGAGGUGGUGCAGGAGGUGUGUCAGAAGGUGCGCCGGCCGCGCGACGACUGCCCGCGCGGCCCCGAGCCCACGCCGCCGGGACACCUGGACACCAUCAGUGACAUUGUGCUGGCCAAGGCGUCCCAGUGGUACGCGGUGACUGCCUCCCGGGACGGCGUGGUCAAGGUGUGGAAGUGAUGGGGUGGCGGGGUGUGUGUGGUCGCCGGGUGGGACAGGGAGGCUGCGGUGAGGGCCGGGGGCGCAGCGGGCCAGUAGGGAGCUCUCAGACGGUAACGGCGGGGAGCGGCGGUGUCUCCCGCUCCCUCUCCGGGGUGGGAGACGGAGACUGUGAUGUUUAUCCAGGAGUUGCCGUGGUUUAGGAGUGUGCUGAUACUGUACAGCCGCGUGAUACAAGCCAGCUAUCGCAUAGGCCACUCACUAAAUACCCAUCGUAUAUGAUCUUCAAGCUGUCUGGGUACGGUAGCAUUGUUACGAAUGUAUAGUGCCACCGCAAUAUGAAAGGCAAGGUAUAUGCUAGCAACGUUUCAUAUUGAAACUCGCUUGUUCCGUAUUUAACAGAUUGAUUCCUUCACUGGUCCAUGCUAGUGGCUCGUCUGGUACAGUUGUCGCUCCUUGGAGGUUGGGACGGGGUGUUACCCAUGGUUCAGUUAGCGGCAGCGGCGGUAUGGCUGUGAACGUUAGCUGGCCGUAGAGCCGCAUAUUCAGACGGCAAACGAUUGGUUCCGGUAACGCAGCUGCCCUGUGUUUGUGGAGAUGAGCUUUCAGUCAGUAUGCUUUCGCGCUGUCAUCCAGUAAUUUUGUCGGCGGUGUAAGGCAUAUGUGCACGAUUGUAAUCAUAUUCAUGAUAGGUUAUGUAAUGGAUAUACGUAUUAUGCAUCUUGAACAUUAUUGCUGAAUAUAAGCACGUUGAUGUCUAUACCAAUUACGGUGUUGAAGCUUAUAUCGAUUUAUGUCUAUAUCGAUUACGGUG
Messenger RNA from Amphibalanus amphitrite, 4696 nucleotides. RefSeq names its product phosphoinositide 3-kinase regulatory subunit 4-like. Gene Ontology annotation, molecular function: protein binding; protein serine/threonine kinase activity; ATP binding. The record is from RefSeq and is a predicted model, not a curated record. The transcript has 5 exons. Bases 145 to 3903 code for a protein of 1252 amino acids. NCBI's taxonomy places the organism in Eukaryota, Metazoa, Arthropoda, Thecostraca, Balanomorpha, Balanidae. Gene Ontology annotation, biological process: protein targeting to vacuole; macroautophagy; protein phosphorylation. Gene Ontology annotation, cellular component: late endosome; phosphatidylinositol 3-kinase complex, class III, type I; nucleus-vacuole junction.